Messenger RNA from Baudoinia panamericana UAMH 10762, 350 nucleotides. RefSeq lists its product as uncharacterized. The record is from RefSeq and is a predicted model, not a curated record. Bases 74 to 319 code for a protein of 81 amino acids. NCBI's taxonomy places the organism in Eukaryota, Fungi, Ascomycota, Dothideomycetes, Mycosphaerellales, Teratosphaeriaceae. The transcript has a single exon.
AGGAGCAGCACUUAUGCAUUAUAGGACAGCUACGUAUACAACCAAAAAGUGUUAGGGUUAAUUGACGCUGAGCAUGAGUCGAUCGCCUGAGAUCAUUGACCCGGAAGGUCAAUAUGGGAAUAUAGUCAAGCUUUCUGAUGGGCUGGCAAUCUGUCAAUGGCUUCCGACCGAUGAUGCCUCGUCCUCACCACGUGGCAACAACAAGAAGAUUAGGGACGACCUCCGUGAUCGAAUGCCACAUCCCUACAUUAAUGCCGACGCCGCAUUCUGGGUCGCAUACUGUCAGGACACAUCGAACCAUGUCCGAUCGGAAGCAUGAUCGACGGAGACAGGCUCUCAAGGCCCGCUUC